Molecule: messenger RNA, 2415 nt
Organism: Fusarium musae
Lineage: Eukaryota; Fungi; Ascomycota; Sordariomycetes; Hypocreales; Nectriaceae
Exons: 5
Coding region: 1-2415 (804 amino acids)
Source: RefSeq, a predicted model, not a curated record
AUGUUUUUGAAAUCAGGGCAACGCUAUGAAAACGAGCAGAUCCUGCAGGUGCUGUUUGACUUCCAACAGAGUAUGCCUAGCAAUGGCAAUAAUUGGAUAUCGUAUCUCUACCCCGGUAAUGAAAGAGCGCUGGCUCUUGCAACGUUCCCACGCGACUACUAUCCCCGUUGCGCCUUUUUGAAAGCUGAUCCCAGCGUAUCUAUCACCCGUCCUGCUUUGUGUCCUUUAGUCGAUGGAGGCACUUAUGAUGUUAUUGACACAGAGGCAUCGUCAGACGUGUUCUCCAAGCUUUCUACCGAGUUGAACCACUGUAUAAUCGACUUGCUAGAUAGCUUGUCUUUGUGUAACCUUCGGCUUGCAUCAAAGGCAGUUGCAAACCUCAGCAAGCCUACCGAGUUACCUCAAACAUUCUGGGCAAGUCGCUUCAACCAGGAUCGCGAGAUGGGCUUCUUCCCGACGGAGUACAACAGAAAAGAGACAUGGCGGGAUCUGUACUUCAACGUGAAGUAUGCUCUUAGAGACAGCUCUAAAACGGGACACAUGAUGAACCGGCGUCGGAUCUGGAGGGGCCUUGGGGUAAUCAGGCCUUACCUGGUCGCCAUGCUUGACCAACGCCCACGUCUGGACGAAACAACUCGUUUGAGAGAGGAGCUAGUGUCAUUAGGAUAUGAAAUGACCCAGAAAACACAAGGUUAUGGAGGACGCCCGGGCGCAAAUCCUUCCGGGGAUAUACAUGUCAGAGGCUCGCGAUACUUGAAGCUGCGACUCGGCGGCGCAUGGAUCUCGGUUACCACGGGGUGGAUCGAUCAGAGGCCCUACAUAAUAGGUUUUCGGGUCAGGAGGCGAGACCAUGUUGAGAAGUUUCGCAUUGGCUUGAUUAACGUCAAAGCAGAAACGGAAUUCUUCAUCAAGCCAUCGGACCAGGUUAUCGCUGUCAAGGCGGCUACUACCCUUGGUGGCAUAGUUGGACUCGCCUUCAGGAUCAAGGAUGAGCUCGGUGGAGUAGACUGGAAGAUCGUGGGUAAAGUCGACAAGCCUGGCGAUUACGUUGGCAUCACACUGCUAAAGCCGCAAAACGGGCCCUAUAUUAGUGGCUUGCUGCUUGGUCUCGAUGCUUGCAAGAUCGUUUCUGUCCAGCUGGUUGAGAAGCUAGGCGACACCACUGCUAUGGAUAAGCCAAGAAGCUCUGGACUGCAAUAUGUAUGGCAUCCGGCACCGCCUCAACCUAAUGUGGUGACUGUAUUUACUCCCCCCGUCGAUGAACAUGCUUUCAUCUUGAACAUGGACUUUGGCGGCCCGAGUGGCUCACUGCUUCCACUCCUCAUUCGAGUCGCCUUAUUUGUCGAUGAUCGACAUAACGCUGUCAAAGGCUUAGGCUUCUACUACGCUGACGGAACAGAGAGGGAGUUCGGCUUCCGUGAGGUUGUGACUAAUUGCCGACAGCGAGAUAAGACCCUUGAACUGUCUGUUCCUAUCGAUGGACCGGCUGGCGAGAGAAUCCUUGGCCUGAGGGUGAUGGGUCCUUGGUCCUUCAAGAUGAUUCCAUUGGAUGGGUCACUACAAUCCUUCGGACUUGUACAUCUUGACCGUCCAGACUCAUCUCAGCCCAAGUCUCCGUCACCUGCGACCAAGCGAUACAAAGGCUAUCAAGGGGAUUCAAAUUAUGUUUUUCUCCACAAGGUCAAGCGCGUAGGGAUCUCAUGCGGAAGAGAAGGGCGCAGCCGACGCCCAGGACAUGUAUCAGGUUUCCUCUUCGAAUUCUGGGACAAAAGCCCGCCCGUUUAUAUCGGUCAGUGGUUCAAAGAGAUUGGUCAUCUCGACGUCUGUGAAGGUGAAAGAAUCACAAGCUUCACUUUCUGGAACGAACCAGUGGUUUGCGCACAUCAUAACAGAAGAACUACAAAGUACAGCGGAGUCCGGAUUGAAAAGUCUGGUCCUGAGCCGAACGCUGUCGAGGUGCAUCCCGGGCCACACGCCAAUAUGCACGAAACGUGCUAUUCGGAGAAUCGCUUCGAGAGACUGGGUGAUCUUGUUUGGGAUGUUUUCCAUUCGCACGACACUAUCAGGGUCAGCUUGAAACCUACACCCUUGGCCAAGAAUUGUCUUUCGUCAAUGUCGCAUAUACGCUACGGGGUAUCUACAAAGAGCUACAAGAUGUUCUGGGAGAUAGAAGACGGAAAGGGAGGCUUGACUAGUGUGUCCCAGAUAGCCGCGUUCUUUAAUCCCGACUGCAGGGGACUGUGCGGUAUGGAGUUUACAUACCGAGAUAACCAGAUCAGAUGCGGGGGUUAUACCGAGGGAAUGAAAACGACCUACAAACUCAAACGAUACGAGAAGGUCACAAGCGCAUGGAAUACAUCUGCGACAAACGUCAUCGGUGACAUUAUUGGUAUUUCUUUUCGUGAAGAUCGAUGA